Molecule: messenger RNA, 4391 nt
Organism: Cinara cedri
Lineage: Eukaryota; Metazoa; Arthropoda; Insecta; Hemiptera; Aphididae
Source: the annotation of a GenBank genome assembly
AUUAAAACAAAUUGAGAAAUCUGAACUUUCAAUUUUAAAAAAAAAAAAAAACUGUCAAUUAAAUUUACUAAUUUGUUCAUGUUUAUUCUUUAGGUUAGGUUUUUAUGUCUGGAUAAAUUUGUUUUUCUACUUCAAUGUUAAGAAUGGAGAUGUAUGUGUCUUGUAUUAAAAUAUUUGGUGUUCCAAUUGUUCCGCCGCUUGUAAGUAAAUUAAAAAUUUCAAUGAAUAUUAAUUUAUUUUAACAAUGAUGUUUUUUUUUUACUUUUAAAUAGAAUGAAAUAACAAUAUUAUGUAAUACUUAUAUCAAUUGAAUUUCAUCCGAAAUUUAAUUUUGUGGCAAUAUUUUUGCAAACUACGUAUUCAAAAAUACUAGAUAUUCAGUUAUGUAUCCAAUUAGGUUAUGUCUAAAAAUUCUUUCAUGUUAAAUUACUUAAAGCUAUAAACAUAUUAUUACAAAUAUGUACUUCAUCUCAAUUUUAACUCAUGUAUAUCACUAUUGUAAAAAAAAAACCCUCAGUAGGUUUCUAGGUGCACCUAUAAUGCUAAUGUGAUAAACUUUAAACUCCCAUAACUUAUUUAAUGAUUUCCAUAUAAAAAUUCAAACAUUUCUGAAAUCAGCAUCAAAAAACACUUAUUUAAAAAAUUAGAAAUGAAAGAAUGUCCGGUAAACUAGACUUAUUCCAUUAAUAAUAAUUAUUAAAUUUAUCAUUAUUAUUUUAAAUAAUUAAAAAGCAAGUAUUUAAUUUGUUCUUUACAUCCUAGAUGACUGAUGAAAAAAAACAGCAAAUGAAAGAAUUUAAAGAAAAAGCAAUGGCUUUUGAAAAUAAACUCAAAGGAAAAAGAAUAAGUUUGGAUAGUGGUGUAAUGACUGCAAGUGUGGAAAUGCAAAAACUUGAUAAUUACGAAUCGCCUACAAAUGUUUUAAAAGAAAUUGCUUAUUGUGAUGCGAAUGGUAUUAAUACAAUUCCAACAGAAAACAAGAUGGAAACUGAAAGUUCUGUUUCUCCAGAAACACCAACAUUAGUGUCUGAAGAAAAACACAUUUUAAAAGAUAGUGUUUUUGAUAAAAAUUUGCUUAGUAAAAAAGCUGAUAAUGUCAGUUUAAAUGGUAAAUCUUGUGACUCUUUGAAUUCAAAACAAGAAUCAAAUCAUAUUUUAACUAUAAGUAAUUUGACUAUUCGUGAUGGAGAGUAUUUAAAUGAUAAUUCUCUUUCUAAUAAACAGUCUUCUAUUAUAAAAUCUGAAAAUGUUGCGACAGUUGAAAAUUCUUGUGGUACAUUAAUUUCAAAACAAGAAUCAACUAAAUUAUUAACUGUUACUAAUGCAAAUUGUAAUGAUAAAUAUAAUGCAACUAUAGAACAAACUCCUCGUUUAAGAACUAAUUCGUAUACUUUGUCAUCACCAAGUCCUAUAAUGGUAGCAUUUUUAAACAGCCAAGUUCAACAACAACUGAUAGAACCAAAAGGUUUAGAAAAUAAUGUUAAUUCUACUAAAGAGAGUAAAUCUGAGCCCUGUAUGAGUUAUGCAGUCAACAAUUGUGAUGAAAACAUAUUAAAAGUUAAAAGUAUUUCACUUCACUCUGUUCCUGAUUCAUUUAAUAAUCAAGCAGUAAUAAAUAAUUUAGCAAAGUACAAACAACUGAGUAUUACUGAUAAACAUAUUGAAGAUCAAACCAUAUUUGAUCAAAGCCAGCUAGAUGAAAGAGGAAGUGUAACAACAAUUGGAACAAAUUUCAGCAAUGAUGAAAGUAUUGUAGGAAGUGUAGUAACCAUUUGCAAUGAAAACGACCGAACUUCAAGUCCAAUGACAUAUAGCAAAUCAAUAAAAAAUUGUUGUUGCAGACAUAGUGAUGAUGAAUACUCUUUAUGUAGCAAUAAUACACAAUAUCAAACACCUGAAGAACUAAACCUAGAGGUUGAACGUUUGCGAAUAGAAAAGUUGGACAUAGAAAAAAGGCAUCAAGAUGAAUUGGCCUAUUUAAUAAAAAAACAAAGGGAAGAGCAAGAACAAAUUGCUGUUCGGUACUAUUUAAUAACACGUAGUACAUCUGGAAUGUCUUUAGACGAUUCUGAAUACUCGGUAUAUUCAUCGAAACACAUGAAAUCAAAUUCUUUGUCUUCUUCUAUUAUUUCUAACUGUUCAAGUAAUAAAAACUUAGUUAGUUCAUCUCCUAGACCAAAAACACCUUCAAAUUCUCCACUUUUACAACAAAAUAUUAAAUUCUAUCAUAGAAUACGUGGUAGCUUGGGUGCAAGAUGGUCAAGAGCACCCUCCGAAGUGGAACACUCUGCAGCGACUAUUAUAAAUGCUGGUGUUAGAGGCUAUUUGACCAGAAGACUUUUACGUACUGAAAAAGCUCAAUUAUUAAAAAAGACUAUUCUAGAUUCAUUAAAGACGGCUCUGGUAAUGCAUAUGGAAUUAAAGAAACAGAAGCCUACUGAAUCUGAUCUUGAACUGCACCGUAGAAUCAUCAAUCAGGUGUCUAUAAUUUUUAUAUUUAUAUAAACCAUGAACUAAGAUAUAAUAUUUCAGUUUGUGAUAUAAAUGUUUGUUCAUCUGCCAAAACAAAACAAUGGCUUGUUUUGUUUCAUUUCACUUUUUUUAACUUUUAAUCUAAUCUCUUUGAACCAGUAGAAAUACAAAAUUUUUCAUAGAUGAUGCUAAAAAAAAUAACAUAUUUUGUUACAGCAGGCAAUAUAUUUAUGAAUUUAUGUAUAUAUACAGGUUGUAACACCAAAAUCUGACACCUGAAAUAACUUUUGCACUAAUUUUGUUUUCUUCUUAUUAUUACUAAAGCCUUAAUAAAUUCCUCUAUUCAAUAUAUUUUUUAAACUAAAAAUUAAAAAUUGUUUUUUACAAAAUUUAUAAACAUAAAUAUAUAUAUUUUAUAGCAAAAUUUUGGUGUUACAAAUAUUUACUAAUGAUUAAGUUUUUACAAUUUAUUGUAGUUUACAAUAAUUUAAAUUGUCACUACUAAGUAAUAUCAAUCAAUUCACCAAUUUUUUAAUGAAAAAUAAAUGUAUUAAAUUUGCGUAAACUUCAAAAAUUUUGUAGACACUAUUUAUCGUUAGUAAAUAUUUGUAGCAUCAACAUUUUGUUUCAAAAUAUGUUGGUGUAAUAGAGGAAUCAUAGUGCAAGACUCAAAAAAUUAUAACAAGAAAAAAAAAACAGUAAAAAAAAUUGAACAAAAAAAUGUUAUUUUAGGUGUGAUAUUUGUAUAACACUUUAUAGAUCAACAUAACAUAAGACAUUCAUUAUUUUGGAAAGUAUAAAAUUUGUUUUUUAGAAAAUUUAAGAAAUAAACAGUUUUAAAAUGUUAUAUUAGUGUUGGUUUGUAUUGCUCGGAUAUUUAAAGAUGAAACCCAAACCCACAUAAAUUUUCAAUAACAACCUUUAUUCAUAGAUCCAUAAUAAAAUGAAGUUUUAGGUUGAAUCAAUUUUAUUGUCGACAUUUUUAAUUUUUAGUUAACUAUUGAUAAGACAUUUUAUUUUUAAAUAUUUUUGUUGAGUGUAGUGCAGCAUCAUUUGUGUUGUGACCCAACUUUUAAAUUAUGUUGAUUACUACUGCAGAUAUUUUUGUGAUUUUCUUAAAUAAUUAUUAUAUGUUUAUUUUUUUAACUAGCUAACUACAGCUUGCUACGAUUUGAAUGAUUUAAUUUUGGGAUCUAUACAUGAGAGGAUGAUUAUAAUCAGAAGUGAUCGUGAACGACUGAUGGCUGUAAAAAUGAGACGCAGAUCAAGUUCAGGAUUGAUUACUAAACUAUCCCGAUCAUCAAAACAGUAAACCUAUUAUUUUUAUAUUUACAAUAAAUAAGUAACAUUAAAUUAAUGUGUUAUUAUUUAUGUAUAGGCCAAAAAAAUCAACAUCAGCUUAUUCAUUAUCAAAAAAAACAUCUAGUACUAGUAGUACUUAUUCAGACAAAAGUUCCUAUAAGAAAUAUUAAUAUUAUUUGAGUAAAAAGAAAUAUCUAUUAUAAAUCUAUGUUUUAAAAAAAAAAUUGUAUUGAAUUAUUUUGCUAUGUUAAAACCACAUAAUUUGUUUUGUAGCACAAUAAUUAUUUUAUGAUUAAAAAGUUCUCAUUAGUUAUAAGAUUUAAACCAAAGCAAAGAUACCGUCCCAAUUUUAGUUAUAUGUAUUAGAAAAAUGAAUUUUUUUUUUUUUUUGUUAUUUUAACACUUGCAUGGUAUUUUAUAUUUAAAUUUUUUUUAAGACAACAAAUUAUAUUAUGUUUAGUGUAUACGACAUUUAAGCAAUUAAACAAAUUGUAAAUAAAGGUAUAUUAUGUUAUAAAUAGUGAAGUAUAUUUUAUUUUAUUGGUUUUUUUUUUUUUUAAAUGUAAUAACGUAAUCUCACAGAGAACUUUUGCAAUGCCUUAAGAAUUAUAAGCACA